UGAAGUGGGAGUGCUUCAAAAAAAGGCUGCGGGCGGGCCAUUAGUGGGGCUUAAGAAUAAGCACACGUGAUACCGCACUAUACAUAUAAUAAACAAUGGAAGAAAGAAUAUGCAACAAGUGACUCACGAUUGAAGCGAGAGAGAGAGAGAGCAAGUACGCGAGAGAAAAAUCUAAACACACACACGCAGAGCCGAGUUGGUGUGACUGAUAAAAACACUUGAAGACAGAGAAGUGCGGUAGUGAUUAACGAUGAGUGAAAGGAAAGGACAGUCUAGGCGAGGGGGCGCUGGUGGUGGUGGUAACGAGGCGGUGGUGAUGGAGGUUGAGGAGGAGCAGGUGUUGGGAAAGAGGGACAGAGGUGGUACUGUUGAACACACGAGGAAACUGACGGAUAAGGAGAGUGUUGCUCGGUCCUCGCCCUCCUCAUCCUCCUCAUCCUCUUCGUCUUCCGUUUCUUCAUACUCCAUCGUCACAACCUCCUCCUCCUCUUCCUCCACCACGCCUCCUCUUCGUCUUUCCUUCACCGACUCUCCCCUCCAUCCCACCCUCUCCUCUGUGGCUCCUCUUCUUUCUCCUCCUCCUCGCACAAGGGUAGAAGACUUGACCACUGCAAUCACCUCCACUUCUUCCUCCUCUUCAUCCACUAACUCCCUUUCUUCCUCGUCUUUCCAUUCCUCCACCACCCUUUCUUCCUCCUCUGCUACCUCCACUAACACCUCCACUUCUUUCACUUUCCCUUCCUUCACUCCCUCCACCUUCCCUUCUUCUGCCUCCUCUCCCUCCACCACCCCCGUCGCUCAACCUCCCUCGGUCUCGGGCAUGGAAAAGAAUGCAACCACAGUGAUAUCAUACCUCAGUGCCGCCGCCGCCUCCUCCGUGACACCCAAUGAAAACAACAGUCCCGUGACCUCACCGCCCAGCAGGGGAGGCAGUGAAGGCCCCCCGCCCGAGGCUCCCCCACCAGAGGCUUCAUCUCACGCCACAAAGACCACAAAGGAAAGUUGUAGUCCCGUUUUGCCCCUGACCUCACCAUCGCCCAAAGAAGAAGAAAGGCGACGUUUAUCAUUCCCCAGUAAGGAUAAGAGCCCGACAAAAUCAUCAUCCCACAACACAAAGGGGAAUGUUGGGUAUAGUUUGCAUACGACUUCGACUACCGCGCUGCCAUCACCGCUACUCAGCAAGGAGGAGAGCGUAGUGGUGACAUCUAUCGGGGAAGAAAGUCAUGAUUCGUCUGUUAACUCACCCAGCGCUGACGUGACAAGUAAAGCAAAGUUAGCUAAAGAAGAUGACAGAAUAACGCCUCCCAGUAAAGAAAUAAGCCCUGAGGUGUCCGUGAUGUCAACCAGCGCUGACGGAAAGGGUGAAGUUAUGAUGUCAGUGAAGGAGAAGCGUAACGGACCAUCAUCACCAUCAUCCCUGUCAUCACUAUCAGCAGCAGCAGCAUCGUUUCAAUUGAAGGGAGAAAGAGGCGGUUCUCAAGUCGAAUCUUCGUCCAGAAAGAGGAAAAGUAAAGCAUCGAGAAAAGAGAAAACAGAUCAUGCGUCCACCACCACCAAAAACAAGGAAGAAAAUAGCUCCACCUCCUUCACUGCCAACACGCAGAAGAGUGACGUGACGCAGACGGGAAGGAAACACGUAUCACCACCACCACCACCAUCACAGCCAGCACCAACCACCACGCAUGAGGAACACAGAGCAGAAACACCACAGGGAAAGGCAAAAAGCAAGGCGCCACCAUCUAACAAGGAAAACAGUUUAAGUUUCCCAGUGAGAUCACCACCACCACCAGCAACAGACGGCGAGGAAAAAGUCGAAAGCAAAUCCUCAGUGCCACACAAGGUCACCAGAGAGGUCGUAGUGGACAGGGAGGGGCAGGAAGCAAGGAAUCAAGACCCACUGGCACUUGAUGAAGCAGGAGGAGGACGUGGAGGAGGAGGAGGAGGAGACGUGAAGAGGGAGCCGGUGCCCUUCGUAAUUAAGGUCAAGCAAAGUGAUGGACGAAUAGUAACCCUGAGACUGAUGGGACAAGGUCAGGGGCCCCCGCAAUUCUACGUUCCACCGCCGCCUGGCCCGCCGCCCCAGACCUACGGGCCGCCCUACCAGCCCCCGCCGCCUCAGUACCCCCCCAUCAUGUCACCUCCUCUGGCGCAAACAGCUUCUCCACCUCCGCCGUUCAACCAGAAGGCCGAGCGACACCCCCGUCAGUGUGACAAGCCGACCCGCACCUCCAAGUACUACCCUCGACAGCCCCACCCCAACACCAAGUCUGGCAGCAGCAGUAUCCACAGCACCCCGCCCCUCUCGCCCAAGAAAGAACCCUUGCCCAAGAAGAAUGUCGGGGAGGAGGAGGUGCAAGGGGAGGAUGGUGAGGACCCACGCAACACCCUGCAACAUCUACUUUCUCAGGUCAAGCCCCCCAAGGUGGUGGAGGUGACGCCCCACAAGGCCAUCCUGCAGUGGGUGGCCCCGGACCUGGGCGGGCACCAGGAGGAGCUGGCUGUGACGGAGCUCCAAUACGAGGUCUUCCUGAACGACAUCCUGUACGACACCAUCUGCACCACCCAGCUCAGCAUCACCACCCUCAAGCCAGCCACCGACUACAGGGUCUUUUUGCACUGCCUGUGUGGGAGUGUGCGGGGGGAGUCUAGCGGAGUGACGUCCUUCCAAACAGAACCCACAGUGCCAGACGCCCCGCAGCUCCCGAAGAUGGGGCAUAAAUCGAAAACCUCUCUUCAGUUUAGGUGGACCACGAACCACCUGAAGGACAACGGCUCCCGGAUCACCGCCUUCAUCCUGGAGUUGUGCAGCGGCAGCGGGGAGUGGACGGAGGUGUACCGCGGCAAGAACAAGCAGCACACCAUAUCCAAGCUCCAGCCCAACACCCGCUACAAAGUCCGCCUGGCUGCUGUCAAUGACCUGGGCAAGAGUGAUUACAGCCCCGAGACUGUGGCCUUCACCAGCGGGGUGGUGCCCAGCCAGCCGCCUGCACCCACCCUUGAUUACGCCUCAGUCACUUACCUCAGUCUGGGCUGGUCCAAGAGGCCCACAGACGACAGCUACACCCUACAGAUGGAAGAUUCCCUCAACGGCUACGGCUUCCAGCCCGUGUACAAUGGCCAGGAGACCAGAUUUGUGUGCCAAGGACUGAGGAGAAAUACUUAUUACAAGUUCAGGCUGUGCGCUCACAAUGACGAGGGUUCAUCGCCAUUCUCUGAGGUUACUACGUAUCCUACGCUGCCUGACCGGCCCAAGCCCCCCUCGCCCCCCUCAGUCAAGGGUCGACCCAAGUCAUCAAGGCUCAUAGUCACAUGGGGUCCUCCUGUUGACAACGGCGGUUCUCAAAUCACCUCCUACAGGCUAGAGUUUGACCGCGGUUCAGGGUUUGAGUGCAUAUACUCCGGGGAGAAGAUGGAGGCCGAGUGCACCGAUCUGAGUCCAGGGAAGAACUACCGCGUGCGGGUGCAGUGCAAGAGUGCCGGAGGCAAGAGUGACUACAGCGAGGUGUCCACGGUGACCACCGAGGCAGUGUGUCCGGGCGUGUGUCACCCGCCACGCCUCUUAGGCAAGCCCAAGGCCUCCCAGCUGCAGCUGAAGUGGAUCGACCCAGAGUAUGACGGCGGCGCCCCCGUGCUGGAGUUCCACAUAGACAUGACCGCCCCCGACAACGAUCGCCGCCAGGUGUACUGUGGCCGCGACCACGAGUGCACCGUUGCCAGUCUCCUUCCGGGGCGACCGUACAUCUUCCUGGUGAGGAGCGUCAACCGUAUCGGGCCGGGACCCUGGUCUGAGCCCCUGGAGGUGGUGAGCGGGGCAGGGCCGCCGGACACCCCCCACCCACCCCACUUGGCCUGCCGCAGCCCCCACUCCGUACACCUGGUCUGGGAGGAGCCGAUCAACAAUGGGGCGGGGAUUGAGCAGUACAGCGUUCAGAUUGCCGAGGCCCGCUCUGCUCCCCUACAGGUGUCUUGUCCUCAUGCCGAGUCCUCAGAGUCCUCCUCGACCUGUGGUGACCCGGAGUCUGACCUGACCUUCACCAGCGCCUACACUGGAUCAGCCACCACCACGGAGGUGCGGAACCUGUCCCCUGCCACCACUUACGCCUUCAAAGUUUGCUGUAGUAACAGUGCCGGGGUAAGUGCCUGGUCAUCCCCCGCCACUGUCACCACUCCAGCAGCUCCCCCCGCCCCUGUGGCCUACAUCUCCUCCUCCCCCGCGGCCACCACCAUCACGCUGCUGUGGGGCGAGCCAGCCAACCACGGCGACCCAAUCACCCACUACGUCAUAGAGGUGGGCGACCGCACCGUCACCACCACGGGCCCGGAGACCGAGCACACCCUCACAGACCUGCUGCCAGAGACCCUGUAUAAGGUGCGUAUCCAAGCCAUGAACAGCGUGGGGCCCGGGGGUUUCAGUGCCAUCCACAAGGUGACCACCCGACCCCUGCCGCCAGCACCCCCGACCCUGGAGCUGGUCAAGGCGUCCUACAACUCCCUCAAGCUGAAGUGGGGUGAUGGGCGUAACCUGGAUAUGCUGACCUACUCCCUGCACAUGGAGUUCACUAACCCGCACAAUGGCAACAAGGAGUUCUACCAGGUGUACAGCGGGACCAACCAGAACUACAAGGUUGCUCGGCUUGAAGAGAACACCAAGUACCACCUCAGGAUCUGUGCCAGCAAUGAGGCCGGCACGGGACCUUUCUCCCCCAUCGCCUCUCUCUCCACCACCAAGGCUCCCCCGCCCCUCAUCAAAGCACCCCGGGUGACCGAGACACCCGAGGGCGGCCACCUGGUGGAGUGGUGCAGUGUGAGGUGUCCCGGAGAGGACUCCAUCAUGUACCGCCUCCAGAUGCUGCAGGCGGGCAAGGACCAGGACUACUCGGUGGUCUACACUGGCUCCGAGACCUCCCACACCCUCACUCACCUUGACCCUCACUCGGGCUACUAUGUGCGAGUGUGUGGCGUGCGUGUGUGCACCAACGGGGAGACCAUGACUGGGGCGUACUCAUCCCCAACCCUCUUCAACACCCCUAAGCCUGCCCCAGUCACCACCGUUAAACCAGCAGUGAAUGCCUCUCAGGAUGUUGGGUUCCAGUGGCAGCGGCUGAGUGAUCAGCAGAAGGCUGCCGUCAUCCUGGCCAUGUUUUCUCUGUUCUGCGCCUUCGCGGCCAUUGGGCUGCAUCACUUCGUGGCGCCCGACCACGGCCGGUAACCCAUCAUGGCUGCUAUCGUCACUGUGUUUUUAUAUUCUCUUUGAAGGUAACCAGAUUUAUCCUGCAGUGAAGAUAUUGGCUGAACCUGCCCACGGAUGGUGUGGCCAGCAGAGCCAGGUGGCUCGAACCCUGAGAGUAAAGUGGUACACUGCAACCCAAGUAUGAUUUACAAAUAUUUACAGGUAUAUAAUUUGCUUGUAUGAAUAUCUUUUUAUACAAAACCUUAGUUCCCUUUAUAAUGUUGAACUUUGGAGAAGACUUUUGGUACCCGUGUAGCUGACAGGGCUGUCACUGAAGCUGCCGCUGCGGCCCCCUUGUUCCGGCGCGGGAGGUCCAGUGACACCUCUAGAACCAUUAAGGCUGUGUGUGCACAAGUAAUGUUUACUGUCGUUGCCGAGUGUAUCACUGUACUCUCGUUCACUUUAUGAGGUGCUGAUUUUUGUGAAGUUGCGAAAAAAACCUGCUUCCCAAAGUGUAUUUUUAGCGGACAACAUUUUGCUUGAUACUCUGUGCUGUCUGAUGUGUUGUUUAAGAUGUUGUGAAAAUUAGUUUUAUAUAGUAGUCAGACUUGAUUUAUAAACCUUAAAAAGUCUCCAUUUGACGAAGACUACACUUUCUCUCUUCUCCAAGAUGUUCCGAGUAAAUUUGACUCACAUUCCGUGAACUGAAAUCUGCAUAUAGUCACCCGUUUCUAGUUUAAGUUCCCCAACUUUGUAAUAAUGGACCAAAAAUAGCUGCCACUGCUAGUUCUGUGUUUGUAUACCCCAGACGUACUUAGGAACCACACUGUCAUACAUAACCUUGCCAGCAGUCGUAAAACAUGGCACCUGGGUUCAGUUGAUCGGUCUCUUUGUCUAUGUUUCCACUGCCUCUGGAUGCUAAAUGUUGCAACACUGGUGCUCAAUAGUGGUUUGUGUGCUGCUCCUGUGCUCAAGUGGAUGGCUCACUCGUGGCUUGCAUCUGAUUGGGCUGCUACAUUCAGCUUUGUUAGGUAUCACAGUAUUUUUUCUUGUGCUUUAUUCCUGUUGGUGCAAUAAGUGGUGGAUAUAUUUCCAUGUCAACAGUAUUUAGCUCCAGGGCAUUAUAUUCUGUUAUGGUCAGGACGAAGAGCUGGCGUUCACGUAGGAGAGGAGGAGGAGGAGACGGCGAUGAGGUAAUAGGAGUUGGUGUAGUUAAUUGAUUCUUUUUAUGUAACUGGGGUAACACUUGACACUUUAAUCACCUCCUGUGCACUACUACACUAUUAUUAUUAUUAUUAUUAUUAUUAUUAUUAUUAAUGUUAAUAUAUUUUUUUAUGUUGACGAUUCCUUGGCUGGGUGUUAGUUACUGUUGCUCUCUGUGUGGUGUCUUUUUGGGUGUAGGGAAGGAGUGUGUUCGUUCGUUUGUUCCUCUACGUCGCCACUACCACCACCGCACACUCCUUCAGUCAGGGACCCUUUCUCCUGUGGAUGUGACGUCCCUCUUUCUUUUAUUCACUGCAAGUAUCGCAAGUAUCAUCAAGGUGACCAGAAUCGCUUGACUGUGGGUAGCAAUUUUUCCAAGGUCAGUUCCUGUUGGUGGGUUUUCAGCCAUCACUUUUUGUGUAGAACCACAUAUAUAUUUUUUUCCUGAAUUAAAGCGUCUCAAGUCAUGGAGUAGUGUGGAGGUCAUAGAGGUGAUGAUGAAAGUCGUAGGGGAAAGGACGAUGCUCCGAGUGUGGUUCCGAGCGCCAGCGGCAGCAGUCAGCUCGGCAGAUGUUCCACCGGGCGUUUGGGGAAGACAUAGGAAAUUACCGUAGGUGCGGCUGAGGACUGCCUCGGCCCGGGUGAGCUUAGAGGGUGACGAGGGGUUGGUUGUUAAUGUUGGGAGUAAUUCUUGAGGUGGUUGUGGGAGGACUGGUGCAGGCUGGUGGUGCUAGACUGUGAUGUUGUCCUGUGCUGAGGAGCCUUGCAAGACCCUCUGCUCCUGCUGGCGGCCUGAGGGAGAUGCCCGACAGGAGAGAAUAGUGUCCAAACUGUAUUUUGUAAGUUCAUAUACAUAUAUACAUAAAAUAUUCAGUAAUCAUAAAAGAUGGCAGAUUAUUUUAUAUGAAUCAAAAUAUAUUAUAAUGUAUGUAUUAGCUCUUUUUUAUCUGGUAUCAGUAGAGUGCUCUCCAGCAAAUGGCGCUUUGGUGUAUCGGGGUGUUUCUCUUGUCCCACUUGGUGUUGUGGCACGCUGUGGCCCACCCACAGGUGUGUGUGUGUGCGUGUGUGUGUACGUGUGUGCGUGUAUGUGUAGGGGUCACUCAGCAGUCCUUCAUCUGGAGGACCCCACAGUAAACACAAUCACAGGAUGAUCAUUCUAAACUUAAAAACUGAAGCUUCAGUUUGAGCACUGAAAUGCCUCUUUUUCUGUAAAUUUCAUGUUUUCAUAUUUUCCUGUAAAUCAUGACCUGAAUGAUAUUGGCUGCUGCCAGUGUCCUCCUUUAGAAGCUGAGAGCACACUCCAUGCAGCCAUCUUGCAGCCAUGAUUUGCAGAAAAGUGGUCAGGAUAACUCUUGAUAUGAAUAACAUAAACAGGACAAGGUAUUGGGUGUGACAGGACUGACAUGGAGGCAAGGCCCGUGAGGCGUUGAGUCUGUAUCAGCUUGUCUGAGGCAUCAAAAUUAGUAGUGUUGGGCAUUUCCACUGUGAUAUUAAGAGAACAUUUUGGAAGAUCAAGGAUUGUGUGGUUCGCCUUUGACAGCAUGAGGGAAGGGCUCUGAUGGCGCCCUUGAUGUUAAUGUAAAAUGUGCUUUUUCCUUCUGGGUGGAAGCCUUGUCUCUUGUUUUCCUUUUCCCCUUCCUAACAUCCAGGGUGUGGUAGACGAACGGCCCGUUGAGCCGAGUCUUAAUCUGGCGUACCAGUGAGUGCCACAGCUGCCAGGCCACCAGACUGAUGCUGGUGGAGAGAGAGAGAGUGAGGUAGAGGACAGGACCAAGCAUUAUCUAGGUAGGGGUAGUCCAUCACCUUGUUGCUGUUUUCUUCACUUUAGUUUAUUGUUUUGGCCCUCAAGUAUAUUUUUGGAUAUGUGACAUUAGCAUUCUAAGACUUAUGUAUCAUAAACUUGUGUAAGUAUAUCAUAAAAAUAUUCUUUAUACAUAAUAAUAUUAUAAGUAAAAAAAAUGUAUACUCUCAUAUUGCCUGCAGAUAUGAAUUAUAUUCUAUAUAUUA
This is a messenger RNA of Eriocheir sinensis (Chinese mitten crab), 8380 nucleotides long. It is a transcript of the gene mtgo, whose product is annotated as fibronectin type-III domain-containing protein 3a-like. Lineage: Eukaryota; Metazoa; Arthropoda; Malacostraca; Decapoda; Varunidae. The transcript has 20 exons. The record is from RefSeq and is a predicted model, not a curated record. Gene Ontology annotation, molecular function: metal ion binding; protein binding; acid phosphatase activity. The coding region runs from base 251 to 5209 and encodes 1652 amino acids.